This is a messenger RNA of Kogia breviceps (pygmy sperm whale), 255 nucleotides long. It is a transcript of the gene PRM3, whose product is annotated as protamine 3. Gene Ontology annotation, cellular component: cytoplasm. The record is from RefSeq and is a predicted model, not a curated record. NCBI's taxonomy places the organism in Eukaryota, Metazoa, Chordata, Mammalia, Artiodactyla, Physeteridae. Gene Ontology annotation, biological process: flagellated sperm motility. Bases 1 to 255 code for a protein of 84 amino acids. The transcript has a single exon.
AUGGGUUCCCACUGUGCCAAGCUCAGCACGGGCCACGACCGGGGUCACGAAUCCUCCAUGAAGAAGCUCAUGGCCUGUGUGAGUCAGGAUAACUUCUCCUUGUCGUCGGAGGAGGAGGAGGAGGAGGAGGGACAGGCAGAGGAGCUCCCGGUGCAGGGCAAGCUGCUGCUGCUGGAGCCUGAGUGGCAGGAGGAAGGCGCCAAAGACGACUCUGUGGCCCAGCAGAACCCCAAGCCCAAGCAGACGCGGUCCUGA